Penicillium lagena is the source of this 1743-nucleotide messenger RNA. RefSeq lists its product as uncharacterized. NCBI's taxonomy places the organism in Eukaryota, Fungi, Ascomycota, Eurotiomycetes, Eurotiales, Aspergillaceae. The record is from RefSeq and is a predicted model, not a curated record. The transcript has 3 exons. Bases 1 to 1743 code for a protein of 580 amino acids.
AUGAGCGGUUUGGAAGUGGUCGGCGUCGUCCUAGGCGCUCUACCGUUGAUUAUCACGGCAGUCGAUCAAUACCGGGCCAGCAAGCGGUUGUUCAAAGUGUUCCGGCACAAAGAGCCAUACAUCGAUCGACUAAUUCAGACCCUGAGGGCGCAGAAGUUUCUUCUUGAGACUGACCUGUCAAUGACCUUGAAAGAAACCUUUGGCGAUCCAGACUUUGUACAGUCAACCUCCAACUUUGCACAAACAACCUCACUCCUUUUCGAAAAUCAGGAAGUCGCAAGGCGGGUUCAAGAAAACCUAGGUGACGGAUACGAGCACUACAUUGUGGCGUUAUCACAAUGCGAGCAAGCAUUGGCCGAGAUCGCUGGACAUAUUAGCGGUUUAGCAUCAGGUGAACAGGAUCUUUCUGCGCUCGUUCAAGCCUAUCCGCAGAGGAAUGGGUCCUAUGAAUUUACAAGGAAAAUAAAGUUCGCUCUGGACAGAGGUGAAUUAGAGAGAAGAAUCAAAGAUCUGAACGAUGCCACUAUGAUGCUAUCUCGGAUUCGCGACUACAGUCUCUCACGAACAAGAGCUACUAUUCCAUCUAGGUCUUCAGCAGUAACAAGGACCACAACUUCCUUCAAAUCUAUUCGAGAGCAUGCCUGUCGUCUGUACUCGGCAAUUUCCGCUACCUACCGGGGAAGCUGUCACCCGCAGCAUGGAGCACAUCUAUUCCUCCAAAGUAGGGCCGACUUGCUAGACGGUAAACAUCGGAGACUCAAAAAGACGCCCGUGGCUUUUACAAUAUCUUUUGAUCCAGUUGGCCGUGCCGAUAUCCACUGCUCAUCCUCUAUCACAGAAGUGAUGGUCUUGGAAGAAGACACGUUGACUUCUUAUUCCAACAACUCGGCCAUCUAUUCUGGCCCUAGUACCUCGCAUGAACCCUCAAUUGAAGCAUCUCACGUAUCUUAUCAGCUUCCCACCCGGACAGAGACUAACAGUAGCUCAACAAUUACCACAUUUCCCUCUACUUCUAGACAUCCAAGUUCGACGCUAAGCAUCAUCCGAGAUCUUUGUCUGCAUCUUUCCAGAAUGACGGAACUUCGAGGCCUGCAGUUGUCCCGGGAUUGCCAUCUCUGGUACCAUCAAAGCACCAGGACUAUAAUAUCAUCAGAACCGUGUACAGCGACCAGUGUCGUCUACUCACUCGACCAAGUCCUCCAACCCAGCUCCACCAUGAAGCUGCUCCUCAACUCGCGAAUUGCUUUGUCGUUCAACAUCGCGUCUUCAGUAAUGCAGUUGAAUCUCACGCAAUGGAUUCACACUCCUCUUACCAGCAAUAUGAUCCGCCUUUUACCCGAAAGCCCAGACAGACGAGGACCGGCGAUUCGGCCAUUCAUAAGCCACAGGUUUUCUUCUUCCUUUGAGGUAAUGUGCGCCUCCAACUUUCGGCGAAUAAUGCUUGAGCUCGGCAUCAUUCUGCUCGAGCUAUGGCACGCAAAGACAUUUGCCGUAUACGCUGCGGAAGUCGAAAAGCCGCUCGAUGACUCUUUUGGAGUUCGAUACGACGUUGCGCGCUUAUGGCUGGAUACCAGUAGAGACGAUGUGCUCCCGUUUUACUUGGACGUGGUGACCAGAUGCGUCGAGUGCAUUUUUGCCACUGCUACAGCAAAUCUGGAUUGGAAUGAUACAACAUUACGGGAAUCGUUCUACGGCUAUGUCGUAAAGCCUCUGUGGGAUAACUGCCCAGCAGAGCUUCGAUGA